This is a messenger RNA of Aspergillus glaucus CBS 516.65, 622 nucleotides long. It is a transcript of the gene acpA, whose product is annotated as acyl carrier protein. The coding region runs from base 138 to 551 and encodes 137 amino acids. Gene Ontology annotation, biological process: fatty acid biosynthetic process. Gene Ontology annotation, molecular function: acyl carrier activity; acyl binding. Lineage: Eukaryota; Fungi; Ascomycota; Eurotiomycetes; Eurotiales; Aspergillaceae. The transcript is spliced from 6 exons. Gene Ontology annotation, cellular component: mitochondrion. The record is from RefSeq and is a predicted model, not a curated record.
CGGAACUUCCUCCACGCCUCGACUCUCUCUUGCGCUUCGCUUGUCUGCGUUCUUGUUACUUGACUCCUUCCUCUAUAUCGGAAGCCGACAUCUUAUUCUUCUCUUCCGCAUACCUUUUUUUCCUUUUACUCAGCACCAUGUUCCGUUCCGCCGUCGUCCGCUCGCUGAGAGCUUCCGUGCCUCGUGCCGUCAGAACCCCGGCAUCUUUCCAGAUCCGUAGCUCUCCCAUUGCUCGCCCGGGUCAAUUCAUCCCUCGCUUCGCCUACCAGGGUGUCCGUCUCUACUCUGCCCCCGCUGGCCUGAACAAGGAGGAGGCUGAGGGCCGGAUAGUCAACCUCUUGAAGAACUUUGACAAGGUCAACGACGCUAGCAAGAUCAACGGCACUUCCCACUUCUCGAAUGACCUCGGAUUGGACAGCUUGGACACUGUUGAGGUUGUGAUGGCUAUUGAGGAGGAAUUCAGCAUUGAGAUCCCCGACAAGGAGGCUGAUGGUAUCCACAGCAUCGACAAGGCGGUCGAGUACAUCCUUGCUCAGCCUGACGCCCACUAAAUGCUAUAUUAAUGAAGGAUCCGGUGUAGGUGGGGUAAAGGUUGGAUAGAGAGAAGCAAAAAAAAAAAAAA